UUAUGUUAUACGUAUAAUAAAAAAAAGUUCUGCAGAUAAGACUAAGAAAUAUAAAUAAUAAGUAUAAAAAGUUUUUGAACGUGCGGUUGAUUACUGUGUGCAAUUUCUAUUCAAAGUAUAAUAAGAAUGUCUAAAUCUGUGCAAAAUCUUGUCUGUGUUAACGAUUAUGAAGAAUACGCAAGAAAUAACUUAUCCCAUAUGUAUUUCGAAUACUAUCAUGGAGGCGCUGGAGAAGAAAAGACUUUGGAAUGGAAUAAAACAGGUUUUAACAAAUAUCGGAUCAGACCGAAAUAUAUGCGCCCAGUAAACAAUAGAAAUUUAUCCAUAAGUAUCUUGGGCAAGCCGGUUGCAUUUCCCAUAGGGAUAUCUCCUACAGCUUUUCAUAAAUUAGCACAUCGCGAUGGAGAAUGUGCUACUGCAAAAGCUACCCAGGAUUUAGAUACCAUUUUUAUAUUGAGUUCACAUUCUAAUUCUACCUUUGAAGAGGUUAUAAAGGCGGCACCACAUGGAAGGAAGUGGUUACAAAUGUAUAUAUUUCAAAGCAGGGAGAUGAUUAAAGAUUUUGCAAAAGUAGCAGAAGAAAGUGGAUUUGAAGCAUUGGUUCUAACAGUGGAUUUUACCUUGAAGGGAUUAAGACGACACUUUUUAAGAAGCGAGUUUGUAACGCCACCACAUGCACAGUUCGUCCUUCUUAAAAGAUAUCAAGAGAAGAAUACAAUAUCUAGUUUUGUUGAUCUUCCUGAUUUAGACGCCGAUUGGAGCUGUGUUAGAUGGUUAACAACAGUCACUAAAUUACCAAUUGUAAUAAAAGGUGUGCUGACUGCUGAGGAUGCUAUCGCAGCAGCGGAUGCAGGAGCUUCUGCUAUUCUUGUUUCUAAUCACGGUGCUAGACAACUAGAUAGUCUUCCAUCAACAAUAGAAGCUUUACCAGAGGUAGUAAAAGCAGUUGGGCAUAGAGUUGAAGUUUACAUGGAUGGAGGUAUUAGAGAUGGCACUGAUGUAUAUAAAGCUCUAGCUCUAGGAGCUAGAAUGGUAUUUAUUGGUAGGCCUGCCAUAUGGGGUCUGGUGCAUGGUGGAGAACAGGGCGUCAAAAACAUUUUGACAAUGUUAAAGGGGGAAUUAGAUAAUGCAAUGGCUAUCACAGGUUGUUCCAUUCAAGAGCAGCUUGUACUAGCCGUGCGGUUUUUUGUUGAUUAUCCCAGCAAGCUCUAUGGUUUUCAACUUAUCCCACAAAUACUCUAAAGGGUUAAGGUCAGGGUGUUCAAAAAUAACAGAUGUCAAUAAAGAAAGAGUGGUUCACGAAAACUACUACGCAAAACUAUGAAUAUCUUAGGCAUUGCUCCAUUAAAAUUAAACAAUUUUGUUUCCAGUGCAAAUAGAAAAUUUAGCAGUCUCGAAUCAAAAUAAAUAUUUGCAAUAUUGCAUCCAUUUAAAAAAAUAUUAUUGUUGAAUUAAAUUUUUAAGUAUUUUA
This is a messenger RNA of Diabrotica virgifera virgifera (western corn rootworm), 1471 nucleotides long. RefSeq lists its product as uncharacterized. The transcript has 8 exons. NCBI's taxonomy places the organism in Eukaryota, Metazoa, Arthropoda, Insecta, Coleoptera, Chrysomelidae. The record is from RefSeq and is a predicted model, not a curated record. Bases 127 to 1242 code for a protein of 371 amino acids. Gene Ontology annotation, molecular function: FMN binding; oxidoreductase activity.